UUCGUUUUUAUUUGUUUGGGUCGUCAGACCAAACAAAUAAUGGUAGCGAAAUUUCAGGACCGACUGCUCUUACUUGCAGAUACCGAAAGUAGUCCGCUGUUUUGAAGCGGUUACUUCCCUUUACAUGGACAUUAAGGCCGAAAAAAUUCAGGGGAGAUCACGGCGUUAAGAUUGUCAAAUGGACUGGUCCCCUGCGAACCAUAAGAGGACAGGGAACCAGAUUAUUUGUCAAAACAGGCGCAUUAAUUUUCAAACGUGCUCAGGGAAGAAAAUAUAGUUCCCGUUUGGUCGAAGAUUUCUAAUAUUGUGCAAUUCUGUAACAUUUCCGCAAAUAACUGGUAUUAUAUUGAAAUAAUUUUGACUAAACGUACGUCAAUUUUGAACUCUUCAAUUAAAAGGCGUUCGUUUAUGGGUUAGUUUAUAUAACUAAUUCAAUUUGUCACGUGAUCAAAACACGCUGAAGAGUCAACAGAACAACCCACGGAGAGGAAAGAAAGAAGGUUGUGUUGUUUGGGAAAAGAUUGAUCUGAAAUUGUGAAGUGCAUCAUUUUAGUGAAGAAUUUACAGCAGUUUGGUUGAGAGGUUUUUUGACAUUGUGUAGUUUGGGCUACAUGUUGCUUGUUGGACAUUGCAUAUAGACUGGAAGUAAAUGUGGAGUGCUACUUUUAAUGUGAAGAAUUUACAGCUGUUUGGUUGAGAGUUUUUCUUUGAUGUUGUGUAGAUCAGGGGUCUUAAAUAUAGAACAUUGACAUCAGAGACUUAAAUUCUGUGUGGAGUGCUACCUUUAUAGUGAAGAAUUUACCGCGGUUUAGUUGAGAGUUUCUCUUUGAGAUGUCUAGCUUAAGCAGCUUGUUAAAGGAAAGAGGAGGGCCAUACAGUAAGCCAUUUAAAGUAAAAGUUGUUGCUGUUCUAAGUCCCCAGCACUACACUGGCAGAGAUGGCACUGAUAAGUCAUCACUUACUAUUGCUGUAAGUGAUGGUGAGACAGUACUUAAAGCUAUUUGCUAUGAUAGUAGCAAAUAUGCUAAACUGAAGGUUGGUAACUCUAUUGUGAUAAGAGAGGUUAUCACAAAAUCAGAAGAUGGUCACCACAUCAUAGUGAUGACCAAAACAUCCAAAGUGUUAAGCUCUGCUCCACUAGAAGUAGACCAGACAAAGUUUACGGAGGGAGAGGAUUUAAUAAGACACAGACCAGCAGAAAGCCUGAAAAUUGCACAGGCACUAACAUCGCCACUAAAGAAAAGAGUGUCUGUCAUGGGUAGAAUCGUACAGUAUUGUGAUAAGAGAGGUUAUCACAAAAUCAGAAGAUGGUCACCACAUCAUAGUGAUGACCAAAAACAAUCCAAAGUGUUAAGCUCUGCUCCACUAGAAGUAGACCAGACAAAGUUUACGGAGGGAGAAGAAGAUUUAAUAAGACACAGACCAGCAGAAAGCCUGAAAAUUGCACAGGCACUAACAUCGCCACUAAAGAAAAGAGUGUCUGUCAUGGGUAGAAUCGUACAGGAAGAUGAGCCACAGAGAGUAAACGUGAGGGGGAGCGGGUCAGAAGUUAAGAUCAAAAAAAUCACAAUAGAAGACUCGACAGGAAAGGCAAAGGUUACCCUGUGGAGGACCAUGGCAGAUACUACUGUCAGGCCUGGAGAUUUUGUUAAAAUAACAGAUGUUGUUACAAAUGUGUUUAACAACACAACCACAUUGCAAACGACAAGCCUGUCAGCUAUAGAAAAAUGUGAUGCUCCAAUUGAAAGAAAAAUCGUAGAAGUUGAGGCUGUUGGUGUUGAAGAAGAGAAAGCAGAGUUGUACUUGACAACAGGGGAGAUUAUAAAUGUGCCAUUGCCACUUCUACAGGUAACCCUCGGAAAAGAAACCAAAGACGAGGUUGAACUUUGCACAGCCUCCGGGCCAAUAACUCUGGAGGUGGAAAUAAGUGGGGCAGAUACUAUUGGUAUCAAUCUAAUGAAUUAAAGUAAUAAAAAUGUCAAUAGAGAGUUAUAAUUGGGGAAAAAAACACGUUGGAUGACAUUCAUUCUAAAAUUACUGCUCCUGAGUUUGACAUUUCUAUAAGUAUGUCCACCAUAAUUGUUCAAAUAAAAGCAUGGUCAUUGAUUUCUUCCUUAUAAAAACUUGAAAAAUCUCCUUUUAAAAAUCCCUAAAGCUUUGAUAUUAAGCAUGAAACAUCUUUAUAUGUUUGUUCAUAUAAAAGGAUGGGGUCAAAAUUGUCUCCAUCCAGGAGGAUCAUUGACUUUCCUUAUACGCAUUUUGUAAAAAAAAAAAAUUCUUUAAAAACCAAAUUAACAAUUAUUCUGACUUGAGCGAUUUGGACCACAUUUAUAUGCUUAAGAUGUGUAUAUUUUGAUACCUGUUUUUGAAAUGUUUAUAUAUAAUAUGAUCUCAUACUAUAAUAAUAUAUGUGCUGUAUAUGUAUAUUGAUGCCAUUGUUAAAAAGAAAUGACAAAGCUCUUGUUUGUUGCCAACAAGUUUUUAUAAUUAUUUACAGUAUUGCAUAAUAUAUUGCCAAAUCCCUAUUACUAAUGCCUAGUCAGCCAAUUUUAGUAUCAUAUCUCAUUCCUUAAUUUUAAUAUUAUAAAACUGUGUGUCGUAUGAUAUUGUUUAUUGAAAUAUCUAUCUAAAAUGCCAGUAUAAUAGAUAUUACAAAAUGUCAAGUCACAUAGAAUAUUAUAUAUUUAUUAUUGUUUAGAUGCAUUUUUAUCAAUUUGGUGUGUUUUUUUGGAAAACUAUGUUUGAAAAUCAAGUAUACAAAAUGGACACAUAAUUUUUUUAUGAUGUUAGAAAUGUAAUCGAUAAAUUGUCCAAUCAUUGAAAACAUAUAUUUGUUUAAUUUUCAAAUAUAUUUGCAAAGAUAUGUUGAUAUGUCUAUACACACAGCUUGUUAAGGAUUUAUUUCUUACUUUGUCAUGAUUCCCCUAAAGUCUGCAAACUACAAUAAUAUGUUAUACUCGGCAUAUAAUUUUGUUGCUAUGAUUACAUAUUCGUUACAUUUGUACAUAUGUUACAUAUCUGUGUAUUCUUGUUAAAUGUUCUCAUAUGACAAUAAUACUAAAUGAUCUCAUACAAAAGUAGUCCAUAAAUAAUGCCUUUUACAAAUCUAAUAAUUCGUAUAUAAUAGACAAUUGUGUGCAUUACUAUCUUAUAUCUACAUUUAAGUGCUAGUAACUGUUCAAAUAAAAUACAGAACAUCUACAUUUAAGUGCUAGUAACUGUUCAAAGAAUACAGAACAUCUACAUUUAAGUGCUAGUAACUGUUCAAAGAAUACAGAAUGAUGUUCGAAUUACUACACUUACUGUAUCACAAAUGUUUUUCUUUGUUGUUGUUAUAUGUGUGCAAAUAAAGAUUAUAUGUAAUUUAUACAGAGAUACAGGCUAAAUAAUAAACAGUUAAUGUGAUACAAAAUAUAGCAAGGUUCAUAAUACUCAUUCAGUUCAAUAGAAACAUCAGAAACUAUCUGAUGAGUAGAAAUCCAAUUGCCAAGUUUAUGUGUUCUUACUCUUCUGUAUUAUAGUAAAAAUAAAAAAUUGUUCCUAGUUUAUACUAUUUGAAACUCGAGAUAAAAGUCACGAAAAUAAGAGCAUCAGAAUAUGUUAUUUCAUAUGGCUUUCCAUUACCCUAUAUCCUAGAGAGAAAUAGGCAAAUUAUGAGCAUGCCCUUCUCUCCUUUCAAUAUAAAUAUGGAAUUUGCAAUGUAGGUAACUUAUAUAUGCACUGCACAAAAGGUCUCCAAACUAUGCUUUUAUCAUUGAUUACCUUGUCGAGAUGCUCUACUUUUUUACUACAUUUAUCUGCUUAACAUAUGUAUAUCCUGUUUACUGUUUUUUAAAAUGUUUUUAUGUAAAAUGAUCUCAUACUAUAGUUAUCUAUGCACUGGAUAUGUAUAUUGAUGCCAUUGUUAUAAAGAUGAUCUCAAACUAUAAAAAUAUACUAGUAUGUGCUGUAUAUGUAUAAUGAUGCCAUUGUUAAAAAAGGAAAGACAACAAGUUUCUUCUUAUUACUUACAGUAUUGCAUAAUAAUUUGCCAAAUCUAUAUUGGUAAUACAUGUACCUAGUCAUCCAAUUUAAACUUUUUACUCCCAUGUCUAGUUUAAAUAUUACAAAAUUCGUAAUAACUAUUAUUUAAAUCAUCUUAUUCAUUGCAAUGUGGCAUGAGCAUUUCUAAAGGUUAAACAUUAUGUAUUUGUUUCUUUGUAUAAAUGCCAUGUUGACCAUAUAAUAUUUAAACUUAAAAAAAACCCAUCUUCACCAUAUAAUAUAAAUAUACUGUUAUACUUGUUGUAAGAUAUGUUGGAUAUAAUAAUGUUACAAUUAUAUUUUUGCAUGUUUAGAUAUAGGAUACCGUUUUGUAUGUUUAGAUAAGUUUUGAUAUAUUGAAAUGUUACAUUAUUUACAGUUCAUUAAAAUAUAAAUUCAUAA
Messenger RNA from Ruditapes philippinarum (Manila clam), 4425 nucleotides. RefSeq lists its product as uncharacterized. Lineage: Eukaryota; Metazoa; Mollusca; Bivalvia; Venerida; Veneridae. The transcript is spliced from 9 exons. The coding region runs from base 832 to 1965 and encodes 377 amino acids. The record is from RefSeq and is a predicted model, not a curated record.